Molecule: messenger RNA, 912 nt
Organism: Anopheles moucheti
Lineage: Eukaryota; Metazoa; Arthropoda; Insecta; Diptera; Culicidae
Exons: 2
Coding region: 291-503 (70 amino acids)
Source: RefSeq, a predicted model, not a curated record
UCUGAUCUAGCCGAUCGCAUCCAAGUGCCUUCACCCUGCUAGUUGCAUUUCCAUUUACAGUGUGUCCUAUGUCUCGCUAUUUUACAUCUGUGUAUUGCGUAUCAUUCGGGUCAUCCCAGCCUACCGUUUGACAGUUGAUGCGAAAACCAACAAAAAGAACACAGCACCGUUUUUGGUGAAAGUGAGCAAGUGUGACAGAGAAGCACCGAAUCAAAACAACCGUACAGCUUUGUGUAGACGGCUGUACGUAGCAGACCCAUUUCGUCCUCACGUCUGGUCAAUUGAAAGGAAUGCCCUUUAACUGCAGUCGCGAUUGUGUAGGUAUUCGAUACCGCAUCAACUCGCUGCACCAAACCUGGAAGUGGCUUCACCAGACUAUCGCCCUGCACGAGUACCUGAUUUCGAUGAGCGCAGCUGACACGAAUAACAGCAGCCGAAAGUCGCACCAUCCACUGCAACAGGGAAUCAACAGCACCAGCAGCAUUACCGUGGCGUGUUGCUAAAUUAUCUACCACAGGCAGUUCAAAGCCCCCGUACGCAGUGUAGUGACGUAAAAACGUGAUCGCACACCAAAACAGUGUCUUCGGUCUACAUAGUCAGCAAACAGUAAUCAUAAAACUCUAGUCAAGAAGUGACCAUCAUCUAAUGUCUUAACCUGAAAAGGACUACGAAACUAUCAUCGUUAACUGUGUGUGUGAGCAUUCAUGAGAUUCUCCUUGGAGGUAAAAAUAGAAUUUGACUUCCCUCAGAAACCAUCCGUAGCUAACGUGUGGACACUGCCAAUCUUAGCCAACGCGUAGCAAAUAGUAGUCCGAAGACUGAUUUACGUAGUGGGAGUGUGUCCGAGAACACCUCUGAAAGAACGUUACGAAACCAGCAACUGAUUGAGCCAAAAUUUGAUCCAGUGACCUA